CUUACAGAUAUUGUACCAAAUGGAAUAAUUUUAACUGAUGGAUUGUGUUCAGUGGGUAAUGGGAUUAUGGGAACGGGGGCGGAUGUGGGUUAGUUCAGUUAAAAGCAAAGAUCAUCUUCUUCUUCCUAACAUCACCACUCUUCCCGUUUCAGCAUUUUACCCUUUGUUAGUGGAUUUCAACCCUCCAUUAAAAUUUGUUCUCACUAUUCAAUUUUUGUGUGUGUAUAUAUAGAGUCUAAUUCCUCGACAUAUUCCACUGGUAGGAGAGUAGUCUUUUUGAGUUUUCUCUCUCCUCUUUAUUUCAGAUCAUUCUUUUUUUAUCUUCUUAUCUGCAAUCUUGUGAUUUUGGACAAAGAAAUAAGAUAUGGGUUCAUAUAGAAAUACCAGAAAUAGAGUUCUGCUAAGUCUUUUUCUUCUUGUUUUUCUUGAAGUGAUUAGCCCAUCAGUUUCAUCGGAGUUGUACGUGGUGUAUAUGGGAAGCAAAGGUAGUGAUGACCCAGAUGAGAUUUUCAGGGCAAACCACCAAAUGCUUACUGCUGUCCAUAAGGGAAGCGAUGAAGAAGCCAGGGCUUCUCAUGUUUAUAGUUACAGACAUGGUUUCAGAGGAUUUGCAGCCAAGUUGUCUGAAGAACAAGCCUCUGAAGUGGCUAAAAUGCCAGGAGUGAUAUCAGUUUUUCCCAACAAAAGGAGGACGCUACACACUACUCAUUCAUGGGAUUUCAUGGGCUUAAUUGGUGAAGAAACUAUGGAAAUCCCAGGUUAUUCCACCAAGAAUCAAGUUAAUGUCAUCAUUGGCUUUAUUGAUACAGGAAUUUGGCCAGAGUCCCCAAGUUUUAGUGAUGUCAACAUGCCUCCAGUGCCAACUGGAUGGAAGGGACAUUGCCAAUCAGGGGAAGCAUUCAACUCUUCAACUUGCAACAGGUCAAAAACAGAAAGUGAUUGGUGCAAGAUAUUAUCUCAAUGGCUAUGCAGCUGAGGAAGAAUUGGGGAAUACCGUAUCGUUCAAAUCUCCGAGGGACAGCUCUGGUCACGGCAGUCACACAGCUUCAACUGCUGCUGGUCGUUAUGUCAAUAAUAUGAAUUAUAAGGGGUUGGCAUCUGGCGGAGCUCGAGGAGGGGCACAAAAGGCUAGGAUUGCAGUAUAUAAGACUUGCUGGAGCUCUGGUUGCUAUGAUGCUGACUUGUUGGCUGCAUUUGAUGACGCCAUUAGAGAUGGAGUGCAUAUCAUGUCCGUGUCUUUGGGUCCCGAUGCUCCCCAGGGAGAUUAUUUCAGUGAUGCCAUUUCUGUGGGAUCAUUCCAUGCUGUUAGCCACGGAAUAGUGGUUGUUGCUUCAGUUGGAAAUGAAGGAAGUUCAGGUUCUGCUACAAAUCUUGCUCCUUGGAUGAUCACUGUUGCUGCUAGUUCAACUGAUAGGGAGUUCAUAUCCGACAUCAUACUUGGAAACAGAGCUCACUUUUCGGGUGAAAGUCUGAGUCUACUUAAGGUGAACACCUUGACAAAGAUCAUCUCUGCUUCUGAAGCUUAUGGUGGGUACUUCACUCCUUAUCAAUCCAGUUAUUGCUUGGAUAGUUCUUUGAAUAUCACAAAGGUGAGAGGUAAUGUUCUAGUAUGCCUGCAUGCUGGGAGCUCAGCAGAGUCGAAGCUGGCAAAAAGUGCGGUAGUAAAAGAAGCUGGAGGAGUUGGGAUGGUUCUUAUAGAUGAAACAGAUAGAGAUGUCGCCAUUCCUUUCGUAAUCCCAGCAGCAAUUGUUGGCAAAAAAAUAGGACAUAGGAUCCUAACUUACAUAAAUAAUACAAGCAAUCCUACAUCAAGGAUUUUAUCUGCCAGGACUGUAUUCGGAUUCCAAGCUGCUCCUCGUGUUACACAAUUUUCUUCCAAAGGUCCCAGUAUCUUAACCCCUGAAAUUCUCAAGCCCGACGUCACAGCACCUGGAUUGAAUAUCCUGGCAGCAUGGUCACCGGCAACUAACAAAGUGAAGUUCAACGUACUCUCUGGAACUUCCAUGGCUUGUCCACACGUAACAGGAAUUGUAGCCUUGAUAAAAGCCGUGCAUCCAUCUUGGUCUCCAUCUGCAAUCAAAUCAGCCAUUAUGACAACUGCUACUGUAUUAGACAAGCAUCGGAAACCUAUUACAUCAGGCCCAGAUGGACGAAGAGCGAAUGCUUUUGAUUUAGGUUCUGGCUUUCUGAACCCAAGGAAAGUUCUUGAUCCUGGUCUCAUAUAUGAUGCAGCACCCACAGAUUAUAAAGCCUUUCUUUGUUCAAUUGGUUAUGAUGAGCAAUCAGUGCAUUUGAUCACAGGAGACAACAGCACUUGUAAUCAAUCUUUUGCAACGGCAUCUGAACUCAAUUAUCCAUCCCUCACAGUACCAAAUCUGAGGAAGUCUAUUUCAAUCACUCGUACAGUGACAAAUGUCGGGAGGCCAAGGAGCAUUUACAAAUCUGUCGUGUUUACUCCAACGGGGAUCAAUGUCACUGUAAUACCCAAGCGACUGAUCUUCAAUAGGUAUGGGCAGAAGAUCAACUUCACUAUAAAUUUCAAGGUGACUGCUCCAUCAAAAGAUUAUGUUUUCGGAUCCUUGUCAUGGAGAAGUAACAAGUCUCGGGUAACCACCCCACUGGUUGUACGGGUUGCCAGGUCCAGGUCUGGGUCCGGAUUAAUGAUAUAAGCAACAUUACACCCUGAGGUAUAUGAUCUUGGAGUACUAAAAUGGGGACACAGAUAGAAGAACACGAGAACGAAUGUGCAAUGUUCAAGUCCCAGUGUAGAUUGGUAUCCAUGUCUAGACAUUAGAAUCAUUUUUGUCAGAUAAACCUAUAUUAAAGUAUUGAAUACAUAUUUUUGGACCAUUCCUUUAUUCAUUGGUUGGUGUUCGGGUU
Messenger RNA from Olea europaea var. sylvestris, 2880 nucleotides. Its product is annotated as subtilisin-like protease SBT3.5. The record is from RefSeq and is a predicted model, not a curated record. Lineage: Eukaryota; Viridiplantae; Streptophyta; Magnoliopsida; Lamiales; Oleaceae. Gene Ontology annotation, molecular function: serine-type endopeptidase activity. Gene Ontology annotation, biological process: proteolysis. The coding region runs from base 783 to 2669 and encodes 628 amino acids. The transcript has 11 exons.